AUGACAGUUUUUAUACUUGAAAUACAUUCAGUAUUAACAAUUGAUAUAGAAUUAAGUGAUAAAGAACAAAAAUUUCUUUAUUCACAUUUACAAACAUCAUCGGAUUUAAAAUUAUAUUAUGAAAAAAUUUUGGAAUCAAAUAAUAUUGAUGAUAUAACACGUCUGGAUCGUCCUAUAACUCAAAAUGAUAUACAACGAGGUGAUUUUGAACAUAAGUGUUUCAGUUCAGCAGAUGAUCUAUUAAAUGCAUUCAAUAUUCAACCAAAUAGUAGUCUAAGUAAUACUGAUAUAAAACGAUUAUCACCGGCUUUGAUAAAUGUUAAAUUUAACGAUGGUUGUAGAAAAUCAGAAGGACGUGUUACAUGGAAAAAUAUGUUAAUUGGAAUACUUACUGUAACACUUAUUAAUUGUUCAGCUCUAUGUGGUGCUAUUAUUUUACCAUUUCGUAAAAAACCAGCUUUUAAAUGGAUUCUUACUGGUUUUAUUGGUUUAGCUGUUGGAACACUUACCGGGUCAGGAAUAUUUCAUUUAAUUCCCAUGAUUAUUUGUACGCAUACUCAUGGUGAUGAUGAAGUACUAACAGAAUCAAAUAACUGUCAUGUUGAUUCUACUCCUUCAAGUCUUAUUGAUUCAAAACGUAUCUCAAUUAAUUCUGCUGUCAAAGUACGUGUCUUGCUUAUAUACACCUAUGAUUGA
Adineta steineri is the source of this 696-nucleotide messenger RNA. The record is from the annotation of a GenBank genome assembly. NCBI's taxonomy places the organism in Eukaryota, Metazoa, Rotifera, Eurotatoria, Adinetida, Adinetidae.